CUAUUUAUUACCCCAUUUUCUCUCUUAAUUCUCAACACCCUAAAAAACAAACAUUAUUUUUUAGAGACCAAAAAAAAAGAAAUGGAAGGAAUAGAACACAGAACAGUUCAAGUAAAUGGCAUAAAAAUGCACAUAGCAGAGAAAGGAGAAGGUGAAGUAGUCUUAUUACUACAUGGUUUCCCAGAAUUAUGGUACACUUGGAGGCACCAAAUAAGUGCCUUAGCUUCUAAGGGAUACCAUGCAAUAGCCCCAGAUUUAAGGGGGUAUGGUGACACUGAAUCACCAGCUUGUAGGUCAAGUUACAGUUGUUUUCAUUUAGUGGGUGAUAUUAUUGGGCUUCUUGAUUUGAUAAAUGUGGGUCAAGUAUUUUUGGUGGCCCAUGAUAUGGGGGCUUUAGUGGGCUGGUAUCUUUGCAUGUUUCGGCCUGAUCGGGUCAAGGCUUUUGUCUCACUUUCUGUCCCUUUUAAGCCCAGGAAUCCUAAGCUCAAACCUGUUCAGACUCUCAGAGCUUUUUCUGGUGAUGAUUAUUAUAUUUGCAGAUUUCAGGAACCUGGAGAUAUAGAAGCAGAAAUAGCAGAAAAUGGGGUGAAACAUGUGCUGAAGAAAAUUCUGACAUCAAGAGAUCCAGGGGCACCUAAGCUACCUAAAGGAAAAGCAUUUGAGGUGUCCCCUCAUACUUCUUUAACCUUACCUACAUGGUUCUCUGAAGAAGAUCUCAACUACUAUACUUCCAAAUACGAACGCAGCGGCUUCACUGGACCCCUGAACCACUACCGCAAUUUAGACUGGAACUGGGAGUUGACAGCGCCAUGGCAAGGCAUGGAGUUGAAAGUACCAGCAAAACUCGUGAUGGGUGAUCUCGACAUGGUAUACAAUAUGAUUGGAGUAAAGGAAUACGUGCACCAAGGUGGCUUUAAGAAAGACGUUCCAUUGCUUGAAGAUGUAGUGGUUAUGGAAGGAGUUGGGCACUUCAUUAACCAAGAGAAAGCUGAGGAUGUCAACCAACAUAUUGUUGAUUUCUUUAGCAAGUUUUAGGUUUAAAAAUUGCUUUAUUUUGUAUGAAUAUUUUGUUACAUACAGGUUCUGAACCGGUGUUUGAAAGGGUUAUGGUUCUUCUGAACUCUUGUUAUCUUAACUUGUUACUUAAGGUAUGAUGAAUAAUGGUGUAUCAUGUAUGCGUAGAAUUUUGAUCAA
Messenger RNA from Amaranthus tricolor (Joseph's coat), 1194 nucleotides. RefSeq lists its product as uncharacterized. Gene Ontology annotation, molecular function: hydrolase activity. The record is from RefSeq and is a predicted model, not a curated record. The transcript is spliced from 3 exons. The coding region runs from base 82 to 1035 and encodes 317 amino acids. NCBI's taxonomy places the organism in Eukaryota, Viridiplantae, Streptophyta, Magnoliopsida, Caryophyllales, Amaranthaceae.